Molecule: messenger RNA, 568 nt
Organism: Saprolegnia parasitica CBS 223.65
Lineage: Eukaryota; Oomycota; Saprolegniomycetes; Saprolegniales; Saprolegniaceae
Exons: 4
Molecular function (GO): calcium ion binding
Source: RefSeq, a predicted model, not a curated record
GAUGUUUCGACGCACGCCCAAACAAGCAGCGGCAGCCAACGAGCUCGGCGACCCCACUUUGCUCGCUGCAGACUCCAUCUUCUCGGCCAAGGAGAUCCAAGGCCUCCAGCACCGAUUUCGACGGCUGCUGCAAGGAAACGACUCCACCGUCGAGGCGGCUCGACUCUUGGACGAGCCCGAAUUUCAGUGCCAUGCGCUCGCACCCCUGUUGCUGCGUGACGGCCGCUUGGACUUUAGAGCGUUUUUGUGCCUUCUCACGGUCCUCCACCCGACCAAGACAUCAGUGGCAGCCAAGCGCUCCGCCCUCUUUGAUCUCUACGACAUGGACGCAGACGGCGUCGUGUCGGCGAGCGACAUGAAGAGUGUGUUUCAGCGCUUGCGACCGGAACGCGAUAGCUCAUGCGACGACGACGUCGCGGCAGCCUUCCUCAACGCGUCAUUCGCGUCUCAAAACGGCUUUGCACCGAGCGCAUUUGCCGAGUUGGUAUCGGACGACGACGUCCUUGCGGCGCUCUCGAUAUCGUUUGCUUGCAGUCUGUAAGAUGAGUCGUAAGUACUCGUACUCAGU